AUGGACCUUGAAAUCGAUGAACAAGACCAAGACCGGUCACCGACGCCACAGUCAUCAAUCUCUGAAAAUUCGGGAUCAGAGAGAGGAUCAGAGAGAGGAUCAGAGACACCAAUAGAUACUCCGGACACAAUUGAAACAAUUGAGCCAGUAAUUAUUUCGGCGUUGCCUGUUACUCAACUACCAGCCAUCUCACUCUCCGGAAACAAUGCACAAAGAACGCUUUGGAUUGGAGAUGUUCCUACAGAUUGGACGGAGGAUACAUUAAAUCAAGUGUUCACUGAAAGCGGGCAUCCUCCCUACAAAGUCAAGCGGGUUUAUGUCAAGGAAGAGCUGAAAGGAUAUUGCUUCAUCGAAUUUAUCACAUUUGAAGAGGCUCGUCAAACACUUUUCGACUUGAACGGUGUCAAAAUUCCCGGAUUCAAAGAUAUUCGCUACAAUUUGUGUUUCGCCAAUGACAGUUAUAAUCCAAAUUCGGAAUUCAAUCUCCACGUGUCAGGAGUUCCCGAUGAUAUGGCCGAUGCCGAGUUAUAUCGAAUUUUCGAUAAAUAUCACUCGUGUCGCGGUGCGAAAAUGUUCCGAUUUGUCGACGGAAGUUCGAAAGGGUCCGGAUUCGUUCGAUUCGGAAACCAAACUGAUCAGCAGAUGGCGUUAGUCGAAAUGCAUCGAACUCGUGUUGGAAAUACUAGAAUUGCGAUUAAAUUGGCUGGUUCACGAGGGGAAAGAAUCGAACGGAGCGAGUCAGCUCCAUAUAAACAACGCAGAAACGAUCGACGUCGGGAUGAGAAACCAAGUCAGUAUCGAAACGGAACGGUCGUCCCGCAACAACAACAAGUGUUCGAUGCAUACGGAAAUCCAGUGAUAGUACCAGUCGACAAAAACAUCUACGGAACCGACCAUCCAUGGGCACCGUUUCCAGACGAUGCGGAUCUUGAUCCGAUUAUUGGGCUCGAUUUACUCACCACGAAAUACCGACCACAAAUCGCCAACAAGCGACUAAUGAUCGAUACAGAUCAAUUCAUGUUGGAUCUUGAAUCGAGUCGAUGGAGCUCGAUUGCAUUCAAAACUAAUAUCAAGAAGGAGGAUUUCGAGAAGAGACUGAUCGAUAAUCCAUGGACACCAAUCCCAUAA
Molecule: messenger RNA, 1128 nt
Organism: Caenorhabditis remanei
Lineage: Eukaryota; Metazoa; Nematoda; Chromadorea; Rhabditida; Rhabditidae
Exons: 6
Coding region: 1-1128 (375 amino acids)
Biological process (GO): mRNA splice site recognition
Cellular component (GO): cytosol
Molecular function (GO): mRNA binding
Source: RefSeq, a predicted model, not a curated record